Messenger RNA from Xenopus tropicalis (tropical clawed frog), 2817 nucleotides. It is a transcript of the gene znf410, whose product is annotated as zinc finger protein 410. Gene Ontology annotation, molecular function: sequence-specific DNA binding. Gene Ontology annotation, biological process: positive regulation of DNA-templated transcription. Gene Ontology annotation, cellular component: chromosome; nucleus; nuclear lumen. Lineage: Eukaryota; Metazoa; Chordata; Amphibia; Anura; Pipidae. The transcript has 11 exons. The record is from RefSeq and is a predicted model, not a curated record. The coding region runs from base 1095 to 2351 and encodes 418 amino acids.
UACGAAUUGUUAAACUUCCGGAUUACGGUUCCUUCUAGAAGUGACAGUACCACAACUUCCGGCUACAAUAUGUUUCCUACGGACCCGCCCCUUGUACGGAUUGUUGGUAUACUGACUUCCGGUUUCUGUGCUCACCCCUGUGCAAAGAGAGAAAGAGGAUUUUGCUUGGGUCGGGUAGAGUCUGUGUUGUGGGCAUAUCAUUAAAUAGCUGGAAACGGGGUAACGAAAGCGAGCACUGGGAGGUGAGAAAGGAAGCAGAAGCCAGUAAUCGUUUGUGAAUCUGCAGGAGCAAGAACUCCUGAGUAGGAUCACUACACUGGGAAACUUGCGCUCAGAGGUGAUGGGGAAGCUACGGAUGGCAAUAAAAAGAGUCACACACAAGAGAUAAAGUAUAUUUUCUAAGGGUAGGUCUCUUUCAUUUUUUUGAGAGAGUGAAUGGGCAAUCCCAGUAUUAGCAUUCAGGCUCAGUGUCCCAGCUGCAGGCGUCAAUAACAAUAUCACACAUGGGGAUUUAAAGGGAUACUGACAUCUUUUAAAAAUAUGACUUUUUCUAUUCAAAACCAAGGGUUUAUUGUAAAAAAAAAAAAAAUAGGCCACACUCACUUAGAGACAAUAGAACUGUAGCUGCUGCCCAGAUUAUCUUGUACAAGCAGUGAACAACCUGAUUUUGUCAGCAUCUUAAAGCUUGAGCCUAAGCCUACAAUAAUAAAAUGGUCAGUAAUUGCGGGCCUGAGACUUUAAUGGGCAUUUUCCAUUAUUUUUGAAUUAGAGUAGGAGAGAUUGGAUUGACAAGCAUAUAAUAUAUUUGUUGCAGUAAAAAGCUGGCAACUCUUGGGUGUAAUAUUGGCAUAGAUAGAUAUUAGUCCAAUUUGGCCACGUGUACUAAUCUAGUCUGAGGGAUUGUCCCACAGCUAUUUGUCAGAUUAAUGUGUGUGAGGCGUGCAGGCUGAGCGGUUUUGAGGCAUCUUAUAACCUAAUCGCACCCCCAAAUCAGGUUAUUCAGCAGUAUGAGUUUUUUUUUUUGGUUUUGGCUGAACAUUUAUGAUUCAGUUGAAGUUUGGUUACCGAUAUUGCUCAGCUGGGAAAUUUUUUAAAUGGUGGUUUCCUCUUUGGAUCUGCUUUGUAUUAGAACUGUACCAAUGUUAUCAGAUGAGCUGCAGUCCAAACCAGAGCUGCUGGUUGAGUUUGUACAGAAUACAUCCAUUCCUUUGGGAGAAGAACUGGUGGAAGGUGACUCAAAAGAUCUGGCAUGUUUGUCUCUUCUUCCCGAACCCUCGGAAUGUGGCUCCUUGCUGUUACCAGAUGCUUCUGUAGCUCAAGGAAUGCCAGCUAAGGAUUCAGGUACCUCCUUGCUGAACAGCCUCCAAGUGGACAUUGAUCACUGCACAGACUCUAGAGAAGAGAAACCCAUUGCAUUGCUGUCACCUUCUGAACCCUCCUCGCUACUUCAUGACUUACCUACCAAUGAUAAUUCUUCCUUCAUUCUCCUCAAUCUAGCUAGAACAGGCUUGACUUCUCCGUCAGAACAUCUUGUUUUUGUCCAGGAUGAGGCUGAAGAUUCUGGAAAUGAUUUCCUUUCCAAUGACUGCACAGACAGUAAUACACCCUGGUACUUACGGGUACAGGAGUUGGCCCACGAUAGUCUAAUUGCUGCCACACGGGCACAACUGGCAAAAAGUGUCAAGACAAGUAGUGUUGGAGAAACAGCUCUGAGCAGUUUUACAGAAACAGAGUCACGAACUUCCCUUCCUCCACCAAACCAGUCCCCUCGAGAGAAACGACUGCAUUGCUCUUUCCAAGGCUGUGACAGGUCUUUUGUGUAUCCCACACACCUCCGUUACCACCUGAAAACUCAUAGAAAUGACCGUUCUUUUGCUUGCCCGUCAGAAGGUUGUGGGAAGAGAUUCUAUGUCUUACAAAGACUGAAAGUUCACAUGCGCACUCACAAUGGGGAAAAGCCUUUCCUUUGUUCAGAGCCAGGCUGCGGGAAACAGUUCACCACAGCAGGGAACCUGAAGAAUCACCUCCGUAUCCAUACUGGAGAGAAACCAUUUCUCUGUGAGAUGGAGGGGUGUGGACGCUCUUUUGCAGAAUAUUCAAGUCUUCGGAAACACCAGGUUGUCCAUUCAGGGGUAAAAUCUCAUCAGUGCCCUGUGUGUGGUAAAACUUUCUCUCAGAGUGGGAGCAGAAAUGCCCAUCUAAGAAAACAUCACUCGAGGAGCAUUGAUGACCAAAGUACCUCAUCCCACUGUACACACACUGUGCAAGAGACUCUGCAACAUUCCCAUCUGCUUUCUGUGGGAUCGGAAAGACAGUCAUAUGAAGAGGAUGUGUCCAUUUUGUUGAACUGAACCCAUUUAUUUAGACGACUUUUGUUCAUUACAAGCAUUUUUGUUGGUCUUUGUGGGAUUACAAGUAUUCCGUCUCUUAAGAACAAAGUAUAAGCAAAUUAUGUUUCAUUGGCAAAAAAUGAACUUGCCUGCAGAGACAAUGUGGAAAAACGAGCCUGGAUUAUAUGAAAAUAAGACCCUGAAGCAGAAAAAGCAUGGUACUUAUCAUUCAGUGCAAGUUGAUUCUGUGGCUGAAAUAAGUUUCCAGCUUGGAUUUUCGUCUUUGGGUUUUGCCUCAGUUGGUACUAUUUCUAAAGUACAAGGACAUAGUUUUGUGUGUAAACUUUUGGUUGCACACACAGGGCCCUGCUCCCAAACUGUGCAAUCACACCUUCUCCUUUAAUUUAUAUUCAGAUUCAUAAACUGCAAACCAUCCAAUAGAAGGGCUCAUUAAACUGCACAAUGAAAAAUAAACUGUUAAACUGCA